Molecule: messenger RNA, 1044 nt
Organism: Rotaria sordida
Lineage: Eukaryota; Metazoa; Rotifera; Eurotatoria; Philodinida; Philodinidae
Source: the annotation of a GenBank genome assembly
AUGAUUCUCUUUAUUUUGACAAUUCUGCUUCAAGUUGGACUUCAAUCCGUUGAAAGCGCAGCAAGCAAUUCCUUAUCUGACUGCAAUGCAGUAGCUACCAAAUUUCGCAAUACUUGCAAUGGAAUAGCUGUUAACAACAUUACUGCCACUACGGGUACCAAUGUAUCAUGUAGCUCAGGUUUCACUAGUACAACGUGUCCCGGUACAAUGUAUGGUAGUACGUGUGUAUUUCAACAUAAACUGUGUGUCACUUGCUCUAGCAGCACAACUAUUCGUAUUCGUGUUCAGUCGAAUGGACUGCCACUUUUUUGUCCUAAUACACCUGCAACUAUAAAAGAAUUGAACGUUGAUUUUGAGGUGAACUUUAAUCCUAAUGUAAAUGUCAAUUCUCCUGUACAGAAUCCAACAACUUCAUCACAAUUGAACUCUAUCGUUUGCAACAUUAGUAGUCAAGCAUCUGUACCAUCCGCAUCCAAUUACGUAUCUUACAGCAGUUCUGGUUCUUUCAAUACACUUGCUGGUAUCAGUGUUGAUGGUGUUACAAUUUUAAAUGUAAACAGUGUCAAUAAUGUCGAUCCGUUUUAUCCAACUGGAAACUAUGCAUCAGAAUUAGUUGAUGCAUGUUUAGGACAUCCAAAUGCAGCAAGCAAUGGUUAUCAUUACCAUAUUGCAUCGGGUUGUCCACUGAAUCCUCCCACUGGGAUGAUCGGAUCCUGUAAGUCUACUCCUUCUUGUAAUGCAAGUAUUGCUAACUAUUCAAUAUCAAAAUUUUCGUCAUAUCGUACUUUGACUGUAAUUGGAAUCGCCAAAGAUGGGCAUGUUAUCUAUGGACCUUACGAUUCAACAGGCACUGAAGUAACGAGUGGUUUCGAUAUAUGCAACGGUAUGUUUUAUGAUUCUAUUGGAAAUUACGCCUAUUUUGCUACGCGGACAUUUCCGUAUAUAACGGGUUGUUUCGGUCCUGGUAAUUAUCCAAGUUUUCUUCCAAGUUGCACAACAAAUAAACCUGCAGCAUAUACAAAAUCAAUAUAUGCUGGUAAAUAA